CGCGCAUUAAUUGUUGGCCGUUACUCUUCUUGGCUGGCAGGUCAGCCUGGCUGGCAGGCUGGACGCUUGAGCUCCCUCCUGCUGGACUGGAUGGUGGGCUUCCCGCUAGGCUGGAGGAAGGCUUCUGACCGGGCUGGAGGCAGGCUCCCGGGUAGGCUGGAAGGCAGGCUCCCGGGUAGGCUGGACCGCAGGCUUCCAGUUGGGCUGGACCGCAGGCUCCCAGCUGGGCUAGUGGUCGGCAGGCUCCUGGCUAGGCUGGAAGGCGGGCUCCCGGGUAGGCUGGACCGCAGGCUCCCAGUUGGGCUGGACCGCAGGCUCCCAGCUGGGCUGGUGGUCGGCAGGCUCCUGGCUAGGCUGGAAGGCAGGCUCCCCACUGGGCUGGAAGGCAGGCUCCCGGGUAGGCUGGACCGCAGGCUCUCAGUUGGGCUUCCGCUCCUUGAUUGCCCUGGUUGGUUGGGCUGACUCGAG
This is a messenger RNA of Cuscuta europaea, 468 nucleotides long. Lineage: Eukaryota; Viridiplantae; Streptophyta; Magnoliopsida; Solanales; Convolvulaceae. The record is from the annotation of a GenBank genome assembly.